Molecule: messenger RNA, 1887 nt
Organism: Closterium sp. Naga37s-1
Lineage: Eukaryota; Viridiplantae; Streptophyta; Zygnematophyceae; Desmidiales; Closteriaceae
Source: the annotation of a GenBank genome assembly
AUGUCGUCGCUGGCUGCCGAGCUUCGCGAGGAGUGGCUGAAGGAAGCGGUGCUGUCCCGGGCCGAUGGAACGCGCAAGCGCGCUCGCAUGGCAGAUGGCUCGCCCUCUCAUCCGAUGAUGAUGAUGGAGCAUGUAGCAACCCACUCUGCCGAUGCAGACGACACGGUCAGAAGUGCAGGGAGUGAGGUGGACAGGCGUCGGACCGACCUCGUGUCCUGUCGUGCAAGCCAGAAUCUGGCGGCUCUAUCUGCCCAUGCAGAGGCCAUCCGUUCAAUGGUGCAGGGAGUGCGGAGGCUGGUGUUCGAACUUGAGGUCCAGACGGUUCAUGCGGACAGAAUGCAAGAGGAGAAAGAGGGAAGGGGGGAGAAGCUGCGGGAAAAGGAGAACGAGGAGAGAGGGGAGGUGCAGGAGGAGAGGGUGAGGGACGAUGCGGAAGAAACGACCAAGAGAAUGGAUGAGCCGAUGGGAGAUGGGCUUGCGGGUUCCGAGAACGAGACUCGGAAGCAAGGGUUCGGGGCAGGGUCAGGGUUCAAGCAAGAGGAAGGAGCACGCGACGAGGCAGAGAAGGAGCACGAAAACGAAGCAGAGGGAGAGGGAAGGCGGGGUACAGGGUCAGCAGAGCAAGGGGUAAAGCAAGGCGUAGAGCAAGGUGCAGAGCAGAGGGCAGGGCAACGGGCAAGGCAAGACCCAGAGCAAGGGGCAGGGAAAGGGGUAGAGCAACGACCAGAGCAAGGGGCAGAGCAAGGGGCGGAGCAAGGGGCAGAGAAAGGGGCAGGGCAAGGGGCAGAGCAAGGGGCAGGGCAAGAGACAGGGCAAGGGACAGAGCAAGGGACAGGGGAGGGGCGACCGGCCACUGUGGAGAGACAGUCAAUGAGGCAAGCGGUUGCAGGAGAGGUAGCUGUGCGCGAGGAGGUGUUUGACAAUCUUUCCAUCGUGCAGCCAUUUCAGCCGUUUGAGAGCUUGAGGGAGCUGCAUGUGAGCCGCGUGACCGACUCUAUUCUGCAGCAGGUGGGCGUGCUGGCGAGCCUUGAGGUCUUCUCCUGCACGUGCAGCACGAGGGUGAGUUCUAGGGGAUGGAUGCAUCUCAGGGGACUGGUGAACCUGAAGAGGCUGCUAGUGGCGCCAACAAUCAUCCUCAAGAGCUUGGGAUCAAACGACCGCCACUUUGGAGAAGACUUCCUGCACCACCAUUUCGGCCUCAAGCUACACUUGCACGAAUUCCGCCUUCCAGAGAUCGCCAGAACCUUCCAACGGCCUCCCAAGAAAGGAACUGCCGCUGCAAGUGAAGACCCCGGCAACCGCAUCGACGGGAGCAUAUGGGAGGUGGUAGGUGCCCUGCUGGGCCUGCAGCACCUGGAGGUGCACGCAGCCGAGCACAGCAGCACAGCAGUGAGAUCCGUCUCCAACAUGGGGCAGCUCAGAACCCUCCGCAUCACCGCCACUCUGCUUGACGAUUCUGACGUGCUGUGCUUGACACGCCUCUCGCUGCUCACCGACCUCAGCCUGGCUGCCUGCACGUUCGCAGCCGACCGAGCUGUGAGGUUGGUGGUCCAAGGCAUGACUCAGCUGCAGUUACUGGACCUAUCGGGAACGUCCAUCAGCCAAGGCGUUGCGGUGCACUUGCAAGCACUUGAGCGGCUGGAGCGGUUGAAGCUGCAGCAGUGCAGCAGCAUGAGUAGGCUGUUUGUGCAGCAUCUCAGUUGCGUUCCUGCGCUAAGGGAGCUGGAUCUGGGCUGCAACAACAUGCAGCAUGCGUGGCUGCUGCCAGUCCUGGAAGGGAAGAAGGUGACUCGGCUUAGGGUAGGGGGCUGCGGGUUCGUGGAGAGAACGUUGCGUGGGCUUCCACGGGCUUGGAUCGAGAUUGACUCAGAAUGGGAUGAUGAUUGA